GUAAGAGUUGUCAAGUCUUGGAGACAUGGCUGCCAAAGUUUCGUAAACUUACUGAAAUUUCGAAAGAACCAAUGACCGAUGAACCGAUGUAAGUGCAGAAGCAAACCACAGCUUUACGAGAAGACGCCAUCAUUGUUAUGGACCUUGAAAGUAAACUGCUAUGAUAACCUGCUUGCCAGUCCUCUGCAACUGUCAGGGGCCACCAGUGCUCUCCAGAAGCCGCAUGCCGACAAGCUGAUUGGGUUUUAACACGCCGGCUUCACCCUAGGUGACAGAAUUAAUAAAGGGUUUAUCUUCUGGGCAGUCGCAACUGUGUUUUCUCUCUACGGGGAGCUUUGUCCAAUUACCGUACUGUAAACCAAGUGAAUUUGAAUAGCAAACCAGCCCCUGUCACGCUGGAACAGCUUCUAGACGUGUCCGUAGGAUUUGAAAGGCAAAACCACGUGUACAGCAACUUUUACAUAAAAAGUUAAACCUUCACUCAGAUACUCGGCUGCCAAGCAUAGCUGGGUGAUGAAUUGAUAAAAGACGUGUGUGUACGAAUACUAACGCAGCUCGUCGAAGUCAACCGUUACUAUCAAUCGAUAUCAAUAUCACUAGUAGAUGGGAAUAGGCAAGACUGUGUUGACGGCAAACACCAAUUUGUAGAGGUAAUUAUUUCCAAAUUUUACUUUUCAUCAAUCAGUUUAUUGACAAAUGGAUUAGGACUACCUCUCUACUCGAUAGAAACAGGAAUUGUCCCGAAUGAGGUAGGCAUCAAUUGUCGUCAGUGCUAGAGAAAGGCAGUUUGGCAUUAUACCAUAAACACUCAUGCAUUUUCAUCUAAGCCAAUACGUCAAUAAGUUCUUCUUAAAUCUUCAGCAAGUCGAUAUCAACUAAUAUGUGCCCCUUUACGGCGCUGUGCGUGUCCCAGUCACAGAACAAUUUGCACCAUCACCAGUCAGAGUUCAUAGUUUUGUUGCUCAUACAUGGGUCGUUUUACUAUUGACGUUGACGAGGGUAUUGAACUACUGAUGCCCAGCCCCCAGUCCAGAAGGGCCAGUCGAGCCAGCAGGAGUACAGUGUUCCCCAUAGACGCUCUAGAGACCGAUGGGCACUGUAACUUUAACCUGACGACAAACUCCGGUAAGAGAUGGGUAUGCGUCAAGGUUCUCUCCCUUUGUCUGUUGUCAACCAUCGGGUUAAUCACCAUCGUGUUCUUGGACUUUAACAGAAACCAAACAAUGGCUGACAAGUCGCACCACGUCGCUAGGGCGCUGAACGCUUGUGAUAUUUUUUUGACGUUUGAGCGCAACGUCCACAGAGCCUUAAACAUUCACGCUUGUGACGUUUUGAUAGGUGACAGAAAGAAUACUUCGUCGGAGUACUGCACAAAUAUCUCGGACCCGUCCAAUGUCAAGAUAGAUGAAGUCAGCGAUGGUUUGAUUUCUAAGAUUUUGUCGGAACGAUUCUCUCAAAAUGUGGUGGAAUACUUAAAUUACCUCAUACAGCUAAUCACUACCAGUCCCAUGGACAAUAGCAAGAAGAACAGCCCUGAUAUUGGUAACAAUAACACCAACAGCCAAGGUACCUCUUUACAGGACAUUUACAGUAUAUACAAGAAUCUGACCAGUUACCUCAAUCGCCUGUCUCCGUGUCUGGGAUACGGUACCUUUAGGGACUCCUCCGGGGACGGGAUUUGUAGCGCUGUCAUUCACCCAACGUGCUCAGCUUACAGACACAUCUUACUAACAGAGCAAUACCUACAAAGGCAGCUUGUAUUGGGAAUGUUGAUAUUGCACGGUGACGUUGGCACGACUAAAAUUCAAGAGAUGUACCCAGAGUUUGUAUCCAUGGGGUAUCUGAUCAGGGAAAACUUGAGAGAGUUCUUUGCUCUUUUGCCAAGUACAAAACCAUAUUCAAUAAACAUGCUCAAGAGCAACCCGUGUUUGACAGCCAUUGAAAAACAGACCGGAAAUUGUUUCGGUGUUUCGAUGACCGAUGAUUAUUCCAAUACUUCUGACCACGAGAAGAAUGCCCGCGCUCUUCAGUGGUUAACGAAUAUGACCGACCUGAUGACGGAGGUGGUCACCACGAGUCGGGAUGUCCAUCAAGUAUUAAUGGACACCAUUGAGGCAGAGACGGAUGCUCUACAUCGGUCCAUCGCCAUCAAAAUCAUCGUGGCGUUCGUAACGAUGAGCCUGUUUCCAAUAGUUGUCUACCUCGUCAACCGCAUGAGCCAGUGGAUCUUCAACUACUCUCGCAUGCUGCACGAAAAAACGAUCGAACUAAACAAAGAAAAGAAAAUGACAGACAACCUCUUGUAUCAAAUGCUCCCCAAAACCGUGGCAAACCAACUGAAACAAACGAAGCAAGUCGAGGCGGAACUGUUCGAUUCUGUGACCAUUUAUUUUUCUGACAUUGUGGGUUUCACGGAAAUGUCGGCCAUUUCGACACCAAUGCAGGUGGUGGACAUGUUGAACAGUUUGUACUCCACGUUCGACGCCCGUAUUGACACCUACGACGUGUACAAGGUUGAGACCAUUGGUGAUGCCUACAUGGUGGCAAGUGGGGUCCCUGACAGAAACGGAAAUAAGCAUGCGGAGGAGAUAGCCACAAUGGCCAUAGAUUUGGUAGCCGCCGUAAAGCAAGUGAGCAUACCGCACGCUCCGAGCGAACAGCUGAAACUUCGUAUAGGCAUACACACCGGCCCUUGUGUAGCUGGUGUAGUCGGGAGUAAAAUGCCUCGCUACUGCCUUUUCGGUGACACAGUGAAUACGGCAUCCAGAAUGGAAUCACAUGGGCUCCCUAUGAAGAUUCAUGCCAGCGCAAAGACAGUGGAGACACUGGAACUCACCGGACGCUAUGACAUCGAAAGACGCGGGGAGAUAGAGAUUAAGGGAAAAGGUAAAAUGGUUACUUUCUGGUUGAACGGGCGCAAGGAUAUGGCAGAAGCUAAUAACAGUAUGGUGUGUAAAUGGGCACCGAAGAAACGACGUACUACCUCAAGUUUAAAAACCCGCAGUGAGCACUCCACAGUAUCUGUGGCGUCAUCGGCGGUGUCUCUUUCGGCAUAUUCCGUCGAUCUUCCCGGAAGUCCCGGCCUUGCACGGAGUCAUCUGGGUAGAGGUAGCGUCAAAGGUGGCAGCCUAAAGUCACCCAUCAAACGCUCUGCAUUUCACAUGAAAAACUGGAGUUUUAGAAGCUCACGAAACGGGGUCACCGAGCAAGACACGCAAAUGCUGGUGGUUCCAGAUGUUGACUCUAAUGACGUGGUAGAAGACGAUUCCCCAGCCAAAAACCCUGUUCAACAGAUGCCACAAGAAAACGUUAGGAGCAAGACUAAAAUAAUGUUAGUUUCUCCAGAGGCUGGUCGACCGGGAUCGUCUGUUUCUGCGCCAUCCUCACCGAGUAAGCACGAGAAGAAUUGCAGAAAUAUGAUACGAGCAACUCAUGGUACCGGUAACAUUGUUUUUCCCGGAGAGCUAACGAAAGGCGAAAAGGGUGGUAUAUUUAACGAGAAUCAAAGCGUCAACUCCCAUUUAAUGGUUCCUUCUUAUGGAAUCACCCCUUUUAAUGGAGCUUUAAAUAUGCUUGACGUUAAACUGCUAGAUCAGCUGCGCAGGCGCAGUAGCAGCACGCCUUUGAUCUGUAACCAUGCUUACUCACACGAUCACGUGGUUCAGAAUGGUGGCAACUUCACAAACCUGAAUAAUUCCAAGAACCGCAAUUUUCAGGAAUUUCAGUCGUUCUCAUCGAACGUUGGAGUAGACCGAAACCUAAAAUCCUUUUCAAAGAGUCUAGAGUCUCUACGGGAGAAGAAAUUACACUUGUUGAACUCUGUACAAUCAGAUGAAAAAGUUUAGUGGCUU
Lingula anatina is the source of this 3851-nucleotide messenger RNA. RefSeq lists its product as uncharacterized. Gene Ontology annotation, cellular component: plasma membrane. The record is from RefSeq and is a predicted model, not a curated record. Gene Ontology annotation, molecular function: guanylate cyclase activity; peptide receptor activity; adenylate cyclase activity. Lineage: Eukaryota; Metazoa; Brachiopoda; Lingulata; Lingulida; Lingulidae. Gene Ontology annotation, biological process: cGMP biosynthetic process; receptor guanylyl cyclase signaling pathway; intracellular signal transduction.